UUUCGGGCUCCCAGACCCCCCAAGAUCCCCGAGAUCCCCGAGACCAUCCCCGCUCCCACAUACCCAUUAGCCUGGUGGUGGGCCUGGUACCCAAACCUAUUUCUGUGCUUGGGCUACAGUCGCAUUCGCGAUUCCGUCGUCAUAGUGCUCGGACCGCUGGCGCAAGAUUAGCAGAUUGGCAGAACGAUGUACCUGGCGCUUAGCAGACGUUGCAUUUCCAUUAAUUGAAUUCGCAGGCCGCCACCCCAUUUCGAACCACCCAAAAUGCGCCCAUCCAAGUUGCAAAAACGACAAUAAUACGCCAAUGAAUCUAAAAUCACUGCAAUACUCAUUUAACAAACGAGAGCCUAAAUGACAUGGCAGAGAAACGUCUAUUGCUGGAUCCAUCCACCUCAGAGUCGGAGGAGCCGGAAGUACACAUGACCCGACGGGCAGGAGGAGUGCUCCAUGCCAUCCAGCACCGACCACUUCCGGUUAGCAGGAAAUCGGUGCUCGGACUGCUGGUCUCCUUCACGUUCUGCUACUUUCUAAUCGGCCGGACCGGUUGGGUGAAUGUCCUCGAUCUGGAUGUCCUGCACUCGGAUAACUACGUCACCGUGCAGCAUCAAUCGACGGUGAUGGAUGUUGAACCUGAGCCCAUUACUGAGACUAAUCCAUCUGUCCCGAAAGGCUUCCUCGUGUACAGCAACUCCUGCCGCAUCAUGGAGGUGGAUCCGUACAAGAACGAGGUGAUGCGGCACUUCAAGCGCAUCAAAUACAAGUCCUGCCAGAAAUUGACACCCCUGACGCAGGUGAAAUUCGAGGCAAAGUCUCAAAAGUACCUGCUCAGCAUCGAUGGAGCGGCCUUCGGUCGCUACCCGGUGGGCAAGCAGCUCCAUUGCUGCUACAUGUCGGUGCAGCGAGUGGACGAGAUGAAGGUCAAGUACACCAAGUGUCAAACCUUCAAGGGAAGCAUCCUGCUGCCCGAUUCCGCCGAGGGCAUCAUCGUUAAGUGCGAUUCAGGUGGCCGUCAGAUCUAUAUCAAUGGCCAUGCGACGGUUCCCGUCAAGGAGGCAGUGCAGCAACGAUUACGAAUGGCGUCCGAGGCCGACGCCAAGGGCUAUCAGAGACCUCCGAGCGUCUUGAUGCUCGGCAUCGAUAGCAUCUCCCGUGUUAAUCUUAUCAGAGCCAUGCCCAAAACGGCUCAGUAUCUCUACGACAACGGAUGGUUCGAACUGGCGGGCUAUAAUAAGGUGGACGACAAUACAUUUCCAAAUAUCAUGGCUGUGCUCACCGGCUACAAUCUGCCCAAUGCCAUGCACGCGUGCUCGCCAUUCGUGGUUGGUGGCCUGGACAAGUGCGACUACAUCUGGAAGCAGUACCAGCAGAGGGGCUACGUGACCGCCUACGCGGAGGAUGCCGUCAAGAUCAACACUUUCAAUUACCUAAAGAAGGGCUUCAAGAAUCCGCCGGCGGAUUACUACUUGAGGCCAUAUCUCUCCGCCGCCGAAUCACAGCUGGAUCACACGACGGUCAAUGGUCUGGUGCACUGCCUCGGCUAUCUGACGGCGGCGGAGCAUGUGUACGACUAUGGGCUGGAGUUCACCAGGAGGUUCCUUAACGAGACAUACUUUGGAUUUUUCUGGACCAACACGCACAGCCACAGUGACAUUUCGCAGACCAGCAGUAUGGACAGCUAUAUGGAGGAGUAUCUGCGGAAGCUUGUGCGCCAGGGCACCAUGGAGAACACGGUGGUGGUGUUCUUCAGCGAUCAUGGCAUGCGGUUCGGACCGACGAGGGCCACCUGGUCGGGUCACUUGGAGGAACGUUUGCCGGCCAUCUUUAUUUGGUUACCCCAACACCUGCGUCGCUCACAUCCACAAUUUGUGCGUAGCCUCCAGCUGAACAGGAAUCGCCUGACCACGCCCUACGACCUACACCUAACCAUGAAGCACAUACUGGCCAUAUCCGGGCGCGCUGAAAUGGAAUCGUUAGGUCCGGCACCCGAUUGCCCGCAAUGCCAGAGUUUACUGACCCCCGUCUCGCCGCAAAGGAGUUGCUCCGAUGUGGGCAUCGCGGAUCACUGGUGCACCUGUUGGGAAUACGACACCAUAUCGAGCACCUCGAAGGAGUCGCGGAUGCUAGGCAAGCGUGUGGUCAGCUAUCUCAAUAACUAUGUGGCCGAGUUCCGAAACGGCACCUUUGCCAAGCUAUGUGCCCCCCUCUCCCUGCACAGCAUCAAAUCCGCGUUCCGGGCGCAUCACAACGCCCUCGAUCCGGAUGAGGUGCACACCUAUCGACUGAUCUUUGUCACGUCGCCCAAUAAGGGCCAGUACGAAGCCACGUUGCGACACAAUCACACGGAUGACUCCGUAAAGGUGACCGGAUCGGUGAGCCGAUUGAAUGUCUACAGCGGAGAGGCGGAUUGCAUGAAUGAUUUUGCUGCCAAAAAAUAUUGUUAUUGCCGAAAGAAGAAGGGAUAGAUAUAUCAGGAUUAUAACUAAGGCUAGUGCCCAAGUGCCGUUACUCAGAUUACGAUCUAAAAGUACAAUUAACUUAAUACUAUACAAUAGAAAUUCUUCCUCUCUCUAUGCCUAAAAGUAUCUGGAUUAGCCCCCAGUAGAAAGUAUACUCAAAAUUGAACUCCCUACGCUUCAAAGACUUUUGUGAUUACUUUACACAAUUAUAACCUCUUUAUUAUUCUUGGGGAGUUUCAGACACACACUUGUAAAUGAUUUAGAUAAGCUUUGUUGUCGCCCUUGUAAAUAAUUUCUCCCUGCUCCAAGAGACUUUUGCCAAG
Drosophila melanogaster (fruit fly) is the source of this 2779-nucleotide messenger RNA. RefSeq lists its product as uncharacterized. Bases 357 to 2462 code for a protein of 701 amino acids. The transcript has 5 exons. Lineage: Eukaryota; Metazoa; Arthropoda; Insecta; Diptera; Drosophilidae. The record is from RefSeq and is marked reviewed.